Oppiella nova is the source of this 921-nucleotide messenger RNA. The record is from the annotation of a GenBank genome assembly. Lineage: Eukaryota; Metazoa; Arthropoda; Arachnida; Sarcoptiformes; Oppiidae.
AUGGGUAAUGAAUUGACAAUCAAAAGUAAUUCUGGUAAAUUUAAUGAGCGCAAUAAACUAGUACUGGCUGAACUUACUGGAUGUGGUGCCACCACUAUACUAUAUAAGCUAAAACAGGGCCCAUAUAAUCAACAGUUGAUUUUACCCUAUUCCACCAUUGGAUGCGAUUUCGGACAUGUUGAAUAUAAAAACACCAAUACUAACAGGAGAGGUAUGGGUGCGGCCAGAGAGAGACUUUGGUCAAUAGUGAUCGCUGAUGGGCUCCGGGAUGCUGUGAUACUGGUAUUGGCUAACAAACAGGAUUUACCGGAUGCUAUGACAGUGCAAGAGGUUUCAGAGUGCCUGGAUCUUAAUAAACUUAUUACAAAUGAGUGGCACAUUCAGGGUACAUGUGCUCUGACCGGGGAGGGGUUGUAUGAGGGUCUAAGUGCAACUACCAUAUUUUAUAAACUAAAACAGGGACCACAUAUUCAACAACCCAUUAAAACUCCGCCAACGAUUGGGUUAGAUUUUGAACAUGUUGAAUAUAAUAACGUAGGUUUUAUUAUAUUUGACCUUGGUGGUGGCCUGGGUGGUAUGAUUAAUAGGCUGGAUCACUGUAAAAGGUAUUUUACCGGCGCAAUUGGACUGAUGCUUGUGGUGGACAGUAGUAGCCGGGAAAGUAUGGGUGCCGCUCGAGAGAGACCUUGGUCAAUACUGACCGCUGAGGAGCUCCGGGAUGCUGUGGUACUGGUGUUGGCCAACAAACAAGAUUUACCGGAUGUUAUGACAGUGCAUGAGGUAUCAGAGUGUCUGUAUCUUGAUAAACUUACUACACACAUGUGGCAUAUUCAGGGUACAUGUGCUCUGACCGGUGAGGGCUUAUAUGAGGGACUUGACUGGAUAAUUGAUACCUGUGCUCAUUCUAAUAAGCAAGAUUAA